CUUUCACUCAAACUCACACAUUAAAACUUUUCAAAAAGGACAAAACAUCAAUGGAGAUUGCAACAAAACAAGGAGAUUCAAGAACCCCAUCUUCCACUACUUCAUCAUCAGCUUCAUCUUUACAUCAACACAUCAUAACUAGAUCUGAUCAUUACCCGACAACUUUUGUUCAGGCAGACACUUCUUCUUUCAAACAAGUCGUCCAGAUGCUCACAGGCACCUCCUCUCCAAGAUCCCCAGACUCGCCGCGUCCUCCGGUGUCUCCUUCCGGCAAAAGUAACUUCGUGAUUCCACCGAUCAAAACAACACAACCGAAGAAACAUUCAGGUAACAAACUCUACGAGAGAAGAUCUCACAGCAACAGCCUCAAGAACAGUCUCAUGAUCAAUACACUCAUGAUCGGUGGUGGAAACGGUGUUGGAAGCCCUAGAAACCAGGAGAUUUUGUCGCCUAGCUGUCUUGACUUCCCGAAGCUGGCACUGAACAGUCCUGUCACGACCCUGAAAAACGGUGGCGACGGACACGACAGCGAUAUGUCGCCAUUGUCGGAGGAAGAGAGAGCGAUUUCUGAAAAGGGUUAUUACUUGCAUCGGUCGCCGAUUACUACGCCGAGAGAGUCGGAGCCGCAGCUUCUGCCGUUGUUUCCGGUGACUUCUCCGAGAGUAUCAGCGUCGCCGGAGGAUUAAAGUUCUUGGAGGAGAGAAUGUUAAUAAGUUUUACUGCCAUUGUAAUUUUCGUUUUUUUAACUCUACUUUUUAAUCCUUGCUUCGUUUUACUGUGUUACGAAGAAUGUGUCAAUUCAAAAUUUAUAUAGUAUAAAAUAAAAUGAAGAAUAUGAGGGAAGUCAAA
This is a messenger RNA of Eruca vesicaria subsp. sativa (arugula), 849 nucleotides long. The record is from the annotation of a GenBank genome assembly. NCBI's taxonomy places the organism in Eukaryota, Viridiplantae, Streptophyta, Magnoliopsida, Brassicales, Brassicaceae.